AUGAGUGGUGCUUUUCGAGGGAAAAAUGAGAAAUGGACUCUCAUAAAGCUGAAAGAUGUAUUUUCUCGAAAACGGCUGGAAUAUGGCGGACAAAGAUGGAAAGAUGUUCAAAGCAGUAAUUACAUGGCUUUCUACAACUAUUGUAGAAAAUCAGUCCCCGAAGUCACCAGACAAGCUAUUAAGGAUUUAAAUCCUCUGGAAACACUCAAGUUUAAUCCCGAGUGCGCAGUUCACUUUUUCCAGGUUCUUGACUCAGUCGCAAUGUUUCGCAUCGAAACAGAUUCGGCGUGGAUAGAUAUGAUGGACAUUCAAAUCUCAGUCAGCCCUCCGUCAAAACCCCGACAAAAUCCCUUUAACUCUAUCUUCCGUCAAAAACGGCAGAACUUCCGUGGUCUUCCAUCAUGGUGCAUAUGCGAACCACGACCACCAGUGUGCCCACCGGGA
Strongylus vulgaris is the source of this 444-nucleotide messenger RNA. NCBI's taxonomy places the organism in Eukaryota, Metazoa, Nematoda, Chromadorea, Rhabditida, Strongylidae. The record is from the annotation of a GenBank genome assembly.